Molecule: messenger RNA, 2127 nt
Organism: Bathycoccus prasinos
Lineage: Eukaryota; Viridiplantae; Chlorophyta; Mamiellophyceae; Mamiellales; Bathycoccaceae
Exons: 1
Coding region: 1-2127 (708 amino acids)
Source: RefSeq, a predicted model, not a curated record
AUGAAUGCAAAGGAGGAUUUGGUCGAAAAGAACGCGAGCAAAUUGAGUCGCGAGGAGCGUUUUAACGACGAGACGGAGGCGUCUGCGUCGAGAAGAAGAAGAAGAACAACACGCUUUUCUGUUGCGAGUCGUGCGAAGAAUCGGAUCGGACUCGUCGACGGUUUUGGUCGACAAAAUUCGUCCUCAGUCUCUUCUUUAACUUCGACCUCUUCUCGGAGAAGAAAGAGAAGCAAAACGCGAGAGAAGAAGAGGAGCGAGAUGUUUUUCUUCUGCCUGAUCGUGUUGAUGACGUUCUUCGGGAAAGAAGUUCAAGGAAAAUAUCCAGUGGCGAGAUUCAAGAACGAAACGGUUGCCAUUCUCUCCCCUCUGAAAGACGGGAACACCGAAUUAUACGUAAACUCGCACGACGUGGAGUUCACCGGCGACGUGUACAUAAAAAGUUUAAACGGGAAAGUUUCGGAGAAGAUGAAGGCGUUGAAAGAAGGAAACGAACGCGCGUACGAAGGCGUGAAAGUGGUCGCGGAGAGAAACGGGAUCGAGAAAGUGUGCGACGUGUACGGGACGCGGUAUCAAGCGUACGAUUUGGAGACGGAGAAAUACGGGGAGUGCACGUGCAAAGAGGCGAGUCACGAGUACGGAAACGACGUGUAUUUGGAAUAUAUGGGAGAACUGUGCGAUUACGAGGCGUAUAAGUUGAAAGACCAGACGUGGCGAAUGACGACGGUCAAUCCGGGCUACAAAGAUAACGUGAAUUCACAGUUUGGAUCAGGUUUGGCCGUCUCAGAUCGAGAUAAUUGGGAAUACGCAGCAAUUGGCGCGGCGAAAGCGAAACCGGGCGGGUCGACACAGCCGGCGUACGGGCGGGUUUGGGUGUACGCGAAGACCGGGUGCGACGAAAGUCUUUCCGGGACGAACGAGGACGGGUACGUCGGGUGCCAAACGAAAACGGUGAGUGGACGCACGUGCCAAGCCUGGAGCGUGGAUUUGCCUCACGUGAAAAGAGGAGACGUCGAUUGGGAUUCGGAAGAGACGCUCGACGGCGAGGGCAACCACAAUUAUUGUAGGAAUCCGGACGACUGGUCCGGAGGAAUUUGGUGUUAUACCACCGAUCCCGCGCAACGGUGGGAAGAGUGCAACGCGUUAUCCACCUCGGAAGCAGAGAAAUUGUUCGUCUAUCAAUAUUUGAUGACGGUGGAUGGAGAUUCGGCAGACGCGGAGUUUGGUAGAAGCGUGGCGGCGUAUGGCGGUUACCUCCUCGUCGGCGCGCCUGAGAAACUGAUAAACAACGUUAAAUCCGGAGUUGUGUACGUUUACAGACUGGAGUCAGUCUCUUCUACCUCUGUCACCUUAGUGGCUACGCUUAUUCCACCGGAUCCAAAAGCAGGCCAAAGAUUUGGUACUUCGCUCUCGUUUGACGGAGAUACUUUACUCGUCGGCUCGCCGCAAGGGUAUUCUGGAUCUACGCAAAGCGGCACGGUGUACGUCUACGCAUUCGUUGAACUCAACACGGGAUCUGGUUAUUGGGUUGAACAAGAAACCACCAUAAUGAGUCAAAAUGCUGUAGCUGGCCAAUUAUUUGGCACGAGUGUUUCUUUACACGAAGGCAUCGCUAUAAUUGGCAGCGGGAGCGCGUCCGUGAGCGGUAACAACGCCGGCGCCGUCCAAUCCUUCGCCAUCGAACGCUUCGGUUCCACAUCUAGUUCUAUUCAGUGGGAAUAUCGCGGAGAAAUCCUCGCGCCGAGUCGAUCCACGUUAACCUCCACGAGUUUCGGCGCCGCGUUAUCCUUAAACUAUUACUCCGCCAUCAUCUGCGAUCCAACCGCGAAGAAAGUCCACAUGUUUACCCGAGACGAAAGAGGCGCAACCUGGGUCGAAGAAUCCGCCGAAACGAACGGUUUGCAAUUGGCAAUGGACACCAUGAACCACACGUGCGCUUCCGUGACGACCUGGGAUCAAGGAUACGCCGCCAUCGGUUCCCCGUUUUCGUACGAAACUCAAACAGAAGGCAUCAAAGACUUGUUCCCGGUGCUCGUGUUCAAAGAGAGCAGUUCGAACGUCCCCGACGACGCCAACGAAGACGCCGCCGUCGAGCUGGAUAAUACUUAUAAUAAAAAGAAGAAGAAGUAA